GGCAGUUUGGCAAUACUCUACAGUGGAAACAGAGUCGUCACACGUACUCGAAACUCGCGCUCGGCGGUCACCGAAUUGGCAUAGGCAGUAGGCACCUCGGCAGUUUCAGUCACGCCGCGAGAGACGCGUAUCGCCACAGUCCACUGUGCUGUGAUAUCAUCCAUUAUCACUAUUAAACCAUAAUCAUAGGCGACAUGUCGGAGGAGCACGCGCAGGCCGUAGAGGAGGUGACCCGGGAAGUGAAGGACGUCAAGUUGGAAAACGGGACGGCUGCGGGCGCGGCCAACGGCACACCGAGCAAGAAUGAAGACAAUGCUAUACCGUUUAAGGAUGCCUUUAAAAUGUUCUCAAAAUUUGGUGAUCCGAAGUCAGACGGCAAGCAGAUCACACUGUCCCAAAGCGACAAAUGGAUGAAGCAAGCUAAAGUGAUCGACGGAAAGAAAAUCACCACCACAGACACCGCUAUCCACUUCAAAAAGUUAAAACUCGUCAAGCUCGGUAUUGACGAUUAUCAGAAAUUCCUAGAAGACUUGGCAAAGAGUAAGAAAGUGGAACUGGAAGAUAUUAAGAAGAAGCUUACAACGUGCGGUCAGCCAGGUGUAUCAACACAUAUGACAAAAUCAGCCGCAGCGGCUGCUGCAGUCGAUCGGCUGACCGACACGAGUAAAUACACCGGCUCCCACAAACAACGGUUCGACGAGACCGGCAAAGGGAAAGGAAUAGCGGGAAGGAAGGACCUCGUCGACGGCUCGGGCUACGUCUCAGGCUAUCAACACAAAGACACGUACAAGUCUCAUUAGCUAUAGAUUUCUCCAUUAAAUUUACAUGUCUUAUCGUGGA
Molecule: messenger RNA, 840 nt
Organism: Maniola jurtina (meadow brown)
Lineage: Eukaryota; Metazoa; Arthropoda; Insecta; Lepidoptera; Nymphalidae
Product: tubulin polymerization-promoting protein homolog
Exons: 4
Coding region: 195-800 (201 amino acids)
Biological process (GO): positive regulation of protein polymerization; microtubule bundle formation; microtubule polymerization
Cellular component (GO): microtubule
Molecular function (GO): tubulin binding
Source: RefSeq, a predicted model, not a curated record